GCAGAACCGCGAUUUUAUUGUAAUAUUUGUGUAGUGUAAACGGUAUAUAUAUAUAGGUUGGAUCUGAAGGACAAAGUCAUCUACUAUACGACAGCUGUUAUGGCGGAUUAGCCUAGCCCAAAGCCUUUACCUAUCCUCUAACGACGUCGUUUUCAUUUCCUUUUCUGAGCUUUUUAUGGUCAAAUUUCAGCUCAAUUUCAGUCCUUUUUCUCCGCUACAAAACCCUAGCUUGUAAGGGUUUAUCAAUCAGCUCACAUUGACAGAUUGUUCUAGUCUGCGUAACCGAGCUUAAAGUUGGUGCCUUUAUUCUUGAUAACAGAUUCUAUACUUAACAGAGAUUAUUAUUCUGCUACUGAUGAAAUCAUUAUAUCGGUAGAAUGGCAACGUUACAAUGUUGGCGCGAAUUGACAAUAGGAGAUCUAUGUGUUUAGGGCAUUUUAUGGUAACAACGGUUUUAUGUUUAUGAUUUAGAAUAAAAUAUGGAAAAACAUAAGUUUCCUGUCAAUGCUGACGAUUACGAGUUAUACGAGGAAGUUGGUGAAGGUGUUAGUGCCUCCGUGUACAGGGCGCUGUGUAUUCCGUUAAACAAGAUAGUUGCGAUCAAGGUUCUUGAUUUGGAAAAGUGUAAUAAUGACCUGGAUGGCAUACGCCGUGAGGUACAGACCAUGAGCUUGAUCGAUCAUCCAAAUUUAUUACGGGCGUAUUGUUCUUUCACAACCAGCCACAACCUUUGGGUUGUUAUGCCAUAUAUGGCUGGGGGAUCGUGUCUCCAUAUAAUGAAAACUUCUUAUCCAGAAGGCUUUGAAGAGCCUGUUAUUGCUACAUUGCUGCGAGAGGUCCUCAAAGCCUUGGUCUACCUUCACGCACAUGGACAUAUUCACAGAGAUGUGAAGGCAGGGAAUAUAUUAGCUGAUGACAAUGGGACUAUCAAGUUAGCUGACUUUGGAGUAUCUGCAUGCAUGUUUGAUACUGGGGAUAGGCAGCGUUCCAGAAAUACCUUUGUCGGAACUCCUUGCUGGAUGGCCCCGGAGGUUAUGCAACAACUACAUGGAUACGACUUCAAAGCAGAUAUUUGGUCAUUUGGAAUCACAGCACUUGAACUUGCUCAUGGCCAUGCACCCUUUUCAAAGUAUCCACCAAUGAAAGUUUUGCUUAUGACACUGCAAAAUGCACCACCAGGUCUUGAUUAUGAAAGAGACAAAAAGUUUUCCAAGUCUUUUAAAGAUUUGGUUGCUGCUUGCUUAGUGAAAGACCCGAAGAAACGUCCCUCGUCGGAUAAGCUAUUGAAACAUCCUUUUUUUAAACAUGCACGAACAACUGAUUAUCUUCAACGUAGCAUCCUUGAGGGUCUUCCCCCCUUAGGAGAUCGUUACAGGAUGCUAAAGGCAAAAGAAGCAGAUCUUCUUCGACAGAAUAGUGAGUUAAAUGGAAAUAAAGAACAUUUAUCACAGCAAGAGUACAUUCGAGGAAUUAGUGCCUGGAAUUUUAAUUUGGAGGACUUGAAGAAUCAGGCUGCACUGAUCAAGGACUAUGAUGAAAAUUCUAGUGUCAAAGAUCCAAAUGCAAAUUCAAAGCAACCAAAUGGGCUCAAUGAUGUUGGAUUGCCAGCAGAGAGGUUAUCCCCUGAGGCAGCUGAUCAUUCAGAUUCAGCAUCCGACCUUGAGGAUGAAAUUAAUGAAGUUCCUAAUUUAGAGGAAUCCUUUGCAGCGUUUCCUAUGAAGCCUAUUCAAGCACUCAAGGGAUGUUUUGAUGUUGGAGAGGAUGAUGAAAAUUUAUCAGAUACCGAACAGCAUAAUGACUUGAAGCCGUCACUAAACUCUGAGAACCAUGCUGAAUUAAAGGAUGCACAGAGAAAGUCCUCACCACAGCCAACUAUUAAUGGCCCAAAAAAGUAUUCAAGUGGUUCACUGCUACCAGAUAAUGCACUUUACCCUAAGAAGUUAGUUGGCGAUUUAGAGAGAGAACAAACACUAGGGCGAUUUCGAGUUGAACGCAGUUAUAGUGGUCCAUUACAGAGUCGACAAAAGAAUAACGCAACAAACUCUUAUUCCGAGGAUGCUCCAGAGGAAGCUGUGGUGCAGCGCAAGGGACGUUUCAAAGUCACUGCAGCAGAUUACAAGGUUCCUGUUGUUAAUUCAAACAUCAGUGGAACUACCAGUCCAUCAGCAUCAAGCAUAGCUAUUCCAGUUGUUCAAUCUUUGCAAAGCAUUUUGUACCAUAGCACAUUGCAAAAGGAAGAACUUCAUAGAUUAAUCAAGCUUGUGGAGCAGGCAUCUGGUAAUUCCAUGGAGUAUGUGGAAGCAGGAACCAAUGAAUCAUUACAGAUACCUCUGGCUUCUCCAAGGGAGAGAGAACUACAGUCGCAAGUGAUCCAAUUACAACAAAGAAAUAGCAUUCUGGCUGAGCAAUUGCAAAAGCAGAAGAUGAGAAAUGCUCAGUUGGAAAUGAAACUGAGUGAUUUGAUGAAGAAAGAAAAUAUCCAAGAAUGAUCAUUGAUAACGACCACUCGAACAGGAUGACAAUAUACAUGUCUGCAUUUAAAGUUCAAAACUUUCAUGACACAUUCUGACAUUGAACCUGAUGGUCCUCCGAUCGUUCAUCUACAUAAGUUUGCAAUGGCUUAUCAGGUAAUUUUAUUCUUUAAAAAGUGUAACAUAAAUGUGAAUAUAAGGAAAGGGAGCCUGGUAAUUAUGAGUUUGUUAGUGGCAGUGUAUCCGGUCUCUAAAUAAGCAGUCGACUAUUGUUGUAAUCAUAUUGCCCUUGAUAUUAAAGUUAUACACAAACUGGAUUAUGUCGUGAUUGAAGGAUAUUUUUAGAUCAUCAUUCAAUAAAAGGCGGUAUGACAUUAUUGUUGUA
Messenger RNA from Erigeron canadensis, 2856 nucleotides. RefSeq names its product serine/threonine-protein kinase BLUS1-like. The record is from RefSeq and is a predicted model, not a curated record. Gene Ontology annotation, biological process: protein phosphorylation. Bases 480 to 2489 code for a protein of 669 amino acids. Lineage: Eukaryota; Viridiplantae; Streptophyta; Magnoliopsida; Asterales; Asteraceae. Gene Ontology annotation, molecular function: protein serine/threonine kinase activator activity; ATP binding; protein kinase activity. The transcript has 21 exons.